UGUGGGAAAUAAAGCGCCGUGGUGCUGAACUAGAGGAGGAGGAGGAGAAGAAGAAGGGGGGGGAGAGAGCUGGUUGAUCCAAAGGCUUCAUUAACGACAGAAGGGACGAACUACUACACCAUCCCAAAACCCUCCAAGCAUGUGGUCGCGGCAGCUUUUCGACCGGUGUCAGAUCAGAUAGAAGAAGAAGAAGUGACGGAGGAAGGACGGAGGUUGUUGUUGGGGGGGGAGAAUAUCCUCGGACGGCAGAGCAGAGCCCAGCCGACAGCACGGAGUUGUCGCGAUGUUGUAGCUAAAACCAUGGACAGCAGAAUAAAGGAGAAUCCAGAAAGAACAUUUGAUCUGGUUCUACAGGUGGCAUGUCCAACAUCUGAAAAUGAGGAUCCAACCGUGCUGUGGAGCUUCCCCCAGGACCACACAGACCAGGAGGUCCUUCAGACGAUACCAAAGUUCUGCUUUCCCUUUGACGUGGAAAGGGUUUCACAGAGUCAGGUGGGGCAGAAUUUCACCUUUGUGCUGACGGACAUUGACAGCAAACAGAGGUUUGGGUUCUGUCGACUCACUCAAGGCUGCCGGGUCUGCAUAUGUCUGCUCAGUUAUCUACCAUGGUUUGAAAUCUACUACAAGUUGCUGAAUACUCUGGCAGACUACCUAACGAAACAACAGGAAAAUGACUUGAAUGACAUGCUGAAUUCUCUCUAUGAUCUGCCUGUGCCAAAGCCCUUCACGCCAGUCAACCUGAGUGUGAAUGAGCAGUUGUAUAUUGCCACUGGGCAAGUACUGAGAGAUCGGCGAAGCACGGAGCCGCACUCCUACUUCAUCGCCCCGGAUAUCAAUGGACUGCCAACGAUCCCUGAAAGUAGGAACCUGACAGAGUACUUUGUGGCUGUGGACGUCAACAACAUGCUCCAGCUCUACGCCAGUAUGCUGCAUGAGCGGCGCAUCAUCAUUACCUCAAGCAAGCUUAGCACUUUAACUGCAUGUGUCCACGGUGCGGCUGCUCUGCUCUUUCCUAUGUACUGGCAGCACAUCUUCAUCCCUGUGCUGCCCCCGCAUCUUCUGGACUACUGCUGUGCCCCCAUGCCAUACUUUGUGGGAGUUCAUCUUAGUCUGCUGGAGAGAGUACGCGGUCGAUCACUGGAGGAUGUGGUCAUUCUGAAUGUGGACACCAACACCCUUGAGAGUCCCUUUGACGACCUGCACAACCUGCCCGGUGACGUGGUGUCCUCUCUGAAGAGCAAGCUGAAGAAGCAGUCAACAGCAACAGGAAGUGGUGUGGCGAGGGCUUUCAUGAGAGCGCAGGCCGCUCUGUUUGGAUCCUACCGAGAUGCCCUCAGAUAUAAACCUGGGGAGCCAAUCACUUUCUGUGAGGAGAGCUUUGUGAACCAUCGCUCAAGCACCAUGAGAAACUUCCUGUCCAUGGCUGUCAACCUGCAGCUCUUCAAACAGUUCAUCGACGGACGGCUGGCCAAAUUGAAUGCAGGCCGCGGCUUCUCCGACGUGUUUGAAGAAGAGAUCACAGAGGGGGGCUUCUGUGGAAGUAAUUCAAGGUCUUACCAGCAAUGGAUGCACACUGUAAAGAGAGGAGGAGCACUCUUCAACACAGCUGUGACAAAGGCCAAGAUUAAUGCCAAGAGGGGCAUCCGGGACAUUAAGGGCAGACUUAAAGCAAGGGAAGAAGAAGAAGAGGGGAUGAUGGUCUGUGCAGGGUCUCCCACCAGCACCAAGAGCCUGUCUCCAAGGAGACUGCAGAAGAUGAGACGGCAGAACUUGAACAAGUCUCCCAUGAGCAUGGGCCCUCGAGAUCUUGGCUACGGGCUAGAUGAUGAUGAGCUGGACACUGCAAGCAAGAUCUCCUCAGAGGACAGCGGGGAUGUCCCUUCGUACAUCGAGGACAGCGAUGAUUCCUACUCGCUAGAACUGGACAUCGACUCUUCCCGCUCAGGCCAGAUGAACCUGCUGGAGGAAAUCCUGGACUCUCUGAACACCACAACGAUGGAGCAAGGCAAACUCAGCGCUGCCAAGAGCCUGGACUUCUUCAGAUCCAUGGAAGAUUUAGACUACAAGGCCCCGAGCAAGCCCACACCUUCCAGCGACUCUAAACCUGCAGAUGAGAGUGGCUGCGGUGGAGGCGGGGAUCAGGGCAGCUGGAAUAUGGGCCAGGAUGACAGCGCGGUCCACGGAAAACACCUUCCCCCAUCCCCGCGCAGACAGCCCAACAAGAGCAGCCUGAAGGUGUCAAAGAAACCGGCGGCAGCUCUUGCAGUGCCCGUCAUCACAGCUACACCUCCAGCCCAGGACACUGACAUCUCCAAGUCACGUCCUCAUCAUCCCAGCUCUGACCCUCCGCCUCUACCUCCAGGGCGACAACCAGGAGACCGCUACUCCUACUCGCCUUUAAUGUCCCAUAGAGUUACACCGAUGCCGCCAUCCUCCUCUCUCUCCCACACCUACAGUUCUCCAGAACAUUAUUCUCCUGUACCAGCGGCACGGCCUCGGACCAUCUCAGACCCACAAACCAGCACAGAGCCUCCUCAGGCCCAGAACCAGACUGCCUCCACCAACAUCCUGAGGAGGAAGGUGCUGUCCAAGGAGACAGUGAGGCACUACCAGGAAAAGGCCCUCCAGAGGCAGGGCAGCAAGGGCCACCAGGAGGGUCAGGGGAGCCCGGCGAGUAACAGCCAUUCAGCUAUGCAGGUCCCAUGGGAGAAAGAGGUGUCCAAGGAGGGGCUCCUGGGGCUCGGCCUGUGUCUGGGUCAGGGUAAAGGCUCAGGGGCGGCUGUGGGGCAGGAUCAAGGCCUCCUCGAGGAGAUUGAGUCCAUGUGUUGCCUCGGCUCAGUCCUCCACACCAGCCUGCAGCUCUCACAAGUUCACUGCAACAACAGUCACCACCAGGUCCAGGGCAAAGCCACAGACGAGUCGUAGGGAUGUCAAAGACUCAAUGUCUGUAAAAUGCCAUAGGUUCUACUGAAAUAUAUUCACUUUAAUUCUUCUAUUACUAUUAGCCGCUAUCUCAACAACGAGAUCUUUUUUUAUCUCAACACUCAGCUAUCAGGAAAUAUUACGGACAAAGUUGAUGUCAUACAGGCAGAGUAACAACAGAGUCACAGCCUCUAGAGCAGGAACUAGGAAGAGGUGAAUUGGUGCACUGCACAAGUCUCCAUCUUUUCAAGACAUUUCUCUGUAAAAUAGAGCCCUAGAAACCUUAUUUUCUUCAAAUCUGCCACCACAGUAAGAAUGUUUCAACCUGUUUUCAAUAAAUAUGAACUUGUUUCAAGAAUGUUCUUGAAAUGAAUGUCUGUAUCUUGAAUACACAUAAAUAUCUCUAUCACUUGAAAUACAUUGAUUUACAAUGGAAACAGGUUUAAAUGAUCUUACUACAGUGGCAGAUUUUUUCACAUUCCAUGCAGGAUAGGUGCUUUUCCUAUGAGUGAAUUGGAUAUUUAGCUUAAGUGACAAGAUGUGAAUUUAGAAAGAUAAAACAAGUGAAUUAUCUUGUGAACUUGGCACUUCAAAAACACAAACUGAGGCCAUAGUACUUAGAUUGCUUUGUGUUUUCGGAGUACUGUGAGAUUCGAUUUUUUUUUUUAAACUCAAAUGCAAACAAAAAAAGGCUUGAUAAGAAGGAUGUUUUUGCAGUGUGUUUACUGCUCAUCAUAGUAUUUCUGUCUGUAAUCAUCUAACUUUAUGGAUAACACGUAUUAUUUUCCUGUGUUGUAUUUUUCAUCGUGUAACAUAUUCACAAUGCAAUACCUGGAGAAAAAAAAAGACCCAUUAAUUACAUUAUGGGUAAAAUAUGAGUAGCCAACCGGAAAUGGAAGAAUUUUCCACCUUCACUUGAGAAAAAAAGUCUGAGUACUUUUUCAGGAUUAAGAAGGGAUGCAAUACACCAUUAUGUCAGACCUUUAUUCACAGUGUUCCAAACAUUUCACGUGAUCAAAUUCAAUUUGCACUUGUAGAUUAAAAAAAUUUACUUGACCACCUGAUACUAAAAUCAUUUGAGCUAACACGACAAAAUGAGGCAGGAUUUAUCAGACACGAAGUCCACUCUGGCCUUUGAAACUAAUUAUACACUGUGUAAUUUAAAUGUUUGUUUUCUAUCACCAUGCCUUAAACGGACAUGUGAUUUGUUUUUAAUACUCUGGUGUCUUAAUCCAUAGAUACCAUAACAGGUACUUUGUAAUCAGAUUUUCUGAUUCUCUCAGAUCGUAAAUGCAACAGUUAACAGUUCUUAAACAGCACUGUAUUUCUCUGGAUUAUUAGAAUAGUUAAUACAUAUAUAUAUAUAUAUGAUGUGCUUUAAGCUGCUGUUUUAAAUUGCAUUCCAGAUAAUGAGAUGUGCAUGUUGAAACCUCUCUCUCUCCUCUCCUCUUGCUGUGUUCCUCAGGACACUUCUGUCACUCUGAAGAGAAGCAAAUACAGUUAAAAGUUACAGUGGAUGGUCUGAAAAUGCCAGUGUCAAUGCUCCAUGUCCUUUUCCUUUCUCUUUGUUUACCUUUUAAUCAUCACGCUUCCCCUCAUGGUGUCUGUCCUAAUAUUCUGCGUAUUCGUCCUUUCAGCACAUCUAAUUUUCACUCUGGACCUUAACAAUGGUGACCAGUUGUUGCGGACCUAAUGUGGUUUGGAGUGGAUGUGGAAAAUGGGUACUUAAAAGGAUAAGGCCGGUGAUAUUCUACACUUUCUUAUUGUCAACAAAUCCCACAAAACAAUGCACCCUUUCGGGUGGCUUUCAGAUUUCUGUAUCUAUCCCCAAGCCCAUUUGUUCCUACUGAAAACAUAAAAAAUAGUUCACAAAUAUGUAGUUUCAGUUUACAAAAAAAGGCUCAGUCAUUUCUUAAAAUAGCGGGAAACUGUAGAUUUUAGCAAAUUGUACUCAAACCGGAGUAAAUAGUCCCCCAAAAACUAUUUUUUGGGGGACUGUUGUCAGCUGUAGAUUAUUUGUAAGUAAUAAAUUCAUUUUUGGUUUAGGUCCUUUCAUUUUAUUUGUUCAUAUUAAGAAAAAUAUACAAUAUCACCAGACUUAUCACAUAACUGAGUCUUUGUCUUUCUCUCUGUCUGUCUUCAUGUCUUUGCCCACAGGAGGAAAUGCAAUCUCUGUCCUGCUAGGUUAGAGUCACACACUGUAAAGUAGUGUGCAGUGUUUGAUGAUUGUACUGUAAUGAAGCAAUACGGUUCUCCUCGGAGAGUAGCUACAUGGAUGUAAUGUGUACAGAGUCGAAAGUAUUUCUAUAACAGACUCUCCUGUGGAGAGAAACGCCCGCGUCCAGAGGUUGUGGGUUCCCAUCAUUCCCUGUGCCGCCGCAAACCCAGAGAAAAGAAGAAAGCUUUUUCAUGUGCUUGUGUUGGGAUUAUUACAUUUAUGGUUCGUUGUUCUCAUGAUUUAUGCCAGACGCCAGUCGGUGUGGCAGUUUAAUAGCAGCUAUUUCUCCGCUUUUUGAGUGCUGCUCUGCGUUAACGAUUUGCUCAUAAAGUCUUUGGCGUGCUUCUAAAAGCCCAGGAAUCAGUCUUAGUAAUUCCAAAAAGGAGAAAAAAAAACAGUCUCCAAAACAAUCUUUGCACUGGCCUUAUUCAGUGUAAACACUUUAAAAAAAUACUUAUUUACUAUGCAAAUAUUUAAAAUUAUCAAAAAAAGGUCAGUUUUUUUAAAGUAAUUAUAUUAUAAAGCAUUAUAGAAAAAAUCACUCAAUCAAUAGGAGUAAGCCUAAUGUGUCCCAAAAUAAAUAAAUAUCAAAGUCUAUUUAACUGUGUGUGAGCUGAGGUGUGUCUGUGGGUGUUAAUGACAGAAUGGUGUGUAUGGUGUGCCUUAUACAGUAAGAGUACCACCCGAUAAUCAGAACAAGGUACAGUAUUAUAUAAAGGAGGUGUAUGCAAUGUUGUUCAGACCACCUUAAAUCACAGUUAGGAACAUUUAUUUAUAUGAUAAAGCAGACGUGAAACCUGUUUUUGGUCCUUUAGAAACUGACCUGAAAUGAACUUGGGUACUAGUAUUGUUUUUAUAGCUGUUUUGUUUUUGAGUUUCGGCUGCGGUCCAGCUGGAGUUACUCUGUGUUUUUCUUUGCUGCGGUGGUCGGUGGGAAUCUUCCUGCCUGUAUUUAAGAGAAGAUGUCUGAAUUUCUCUGGGUUAUUUGACUUUUUGUAAAUUAGGUACUUUCUUUGGUUGUACUAAUAGGUGAUUACUUGUAUAGUUUUUGCUCUUUUUUUUCCUUUCCUCUUUUUAAAAAAAAACCUUGAACACUCAUUCUGAGCUAACUGUAUUGAAAAAACAUUUCUCAGAGGAGUUCCUCUAGUUGAUUUCAUAUUGAUGAAAAAAUUAUUUUCAGCUGAAUAGAUGUGUAUUUUUGCUGGCUUGAGUUUAUUUUACAUGGAUAAUAUAUAAUUGGUGUUGUAUGUUGUAGAAAAAUGACACCUAAUAUUUGAAUGUUUUAGAUUUUAUUUUUGGAAGAUAAAAAUAGAGAAUAUUAACAAACGUCCCAUGUAGCCAUUCAUGUUCAGAAGCAUUUGACACCUUCUAAUCAAAAUAAGCAGAGACUGACGCUUACUGUACAUGGUACAAUGCUUAUUGUUGUAUCUGCAUGUAUGUACCUGUAUGUUGUAUACUAUGAUUUUGUUUUGUUUAGUAUAACAGAUUUGGUCUAUUCUGUUGGUAUUAAUUAUUAUUUCAGUAUUUAGCACUUCCAUGAAAUCGAGAAUGAUGGAAAGAACAUUGGGUCUCGUACACUCAUUCUGCCUUGCAUUGGGUAUUGUGGAGUUAAAUGUCAUCUGCCUUGCAUUUUCUGUAGAAGAAAACAUUUCUUCUUUGGUUACUGGCUACUGUAAAUCUAACCGUAGAGGUUUGUAAGGGGGAAAUACUGGAGCAGUCAGCUGCUGUUAAGUGAAAUGAAAAGCUUUAGUAACUCUGGUCCAGUUUACACUAAUGUUGUACAACAAUGAAGAAAUGAUUGUCAGGGGAUAUGCAUUUCAGUAUCUGCAGGUUUGUGAUAACUAACUUAUACUCUGCUAAAAAAAUAGAGUGUUAAGUUAUGAAUAUAUAUAUAUUUAUAUGGUAAGUAUAAUUGUCCUGAAAUUACAAAUUUGGAUAGAGUGGGAGGUGACAGAUUAUGUAGCAGCUUUUACUGAGGUACUAUGGAGUGAGAGCACAAACAAAGAUAUUAACAUCACUUCCCCUUUAACCACACAUUUAAAAAAACUGUGUGCUCAGUGUAGUGACGACCUUGGACAAGUUACAGUAAGCAACAUUUCUCUUUUUUUCAGUCUCAAUUUUGGGUAUUGUAAUCAUGAUUAACUCUUCGGUAUGCCAUUUUCUGAUUCUGUGCACACUUGCAUGUUCUCAUUGCAGAGAAAACAACUGUCUUAAACAACUGAGGUCAAUCUAAUGUGCUAUUCAUGAGUAACUUGGUACUACUGCACAUAAUGUAUGCACUGUGAACUGAAAAUAAAUUAUACUGUUUCAUG
Molecule: messenger RNA, 7452 nt
Organism: Dicentrarchus labrax (European seabass)
Lineage: Eukaryota; Metazoa; Chordata; Actinopteri; Moronidae
Gene: dennd1b
Product: DENN/MADD domain containing 1B
Exons: 23
Coding region: 301-2925 (874 amino acids)
Biological process (GO): endocytic recycling; endocytosis
Cellular component (GO): intracellular membrane-bounded organelle; nuclear speck; cytosol
Molecular function (GO): guanyl-nucleotide exchange factor activity; phosphatidylinositol phosphate binding
Source: RefSeq, a predicted model, not a curated record